CUCAAUAGGAGCGCAAUGUCACAUAGGCUUAUGACUGAGAAAAUGCUUACAAGUCCAGGUUUGUUUGCGAUUGUUUGAUGUGUUUGUUUUAAAACGGCAGACGUUUUUCUUCGAUUAAAUGAAAGCCCUGGAAUGGUUAGUUCUUGUAUGCAGUAUCUUCUCGAAAUGGUGCCAUUUGGGUCUAUGCAUACCCCUAAAAAUCGCUUUGAAAAAUGAAGUUCAACCCUGUGGCCUGGAAAACAGCGCGGACUGGGGUCUGGGACCUUGUAGCUCUUUUGACACCGGGAUGCCAGCUCUCCAUCCUCAGACGGGCAGUUCGCCAGUCGGCACUCGAUGGAAAAUGACCAAAACUGGCUACAUUCUUGAUUUGCUGAAACAGUGUACGACUAGACCAUCGAAUGAAGAAUGCAGAUUCGGGGGAUGUGAAUCUUUUGGGAACUUCUUUGAGGAUGAUGAAGGAGGCGGAGGUUUUGGUCUUGGUGGAGGAGUGGCUGGUGGUGGUGGUGGAGGAAUGGCUGGUGGUGGUGGUGGAGGAAUGGCUGGAGGUGGUGGUGGAGGAAUGGCUGGUGGUGGUGGUGGAGGAAUGGCUGGUGGUGGUGGUGGAGGAAUGGCUGGUGGUGGUGGUGGAGGAAUGGCUGGUGGUGGUGGUGGAAUGGCUGGAAUGGUGGAUGAUGGUGGUGGAAUGGAUGGGUGGAUGGCUGGUGGUGGUGGAAGACUGGUGGUGGUGGAAGGUGGUGGUGGAAUGGUGGUGGUGGAUGGUGGUGGUGGCGGUGGAUGA
Xenia sp. Carnegie-2017 is the source of this 778-nucleotide messenger RNA. Its product is annotated as acanthoscurrin-1-like. Bases 119 to 778 code for a protein of 219 amino acids. Lineage: Eukaryota; Metazoa; Cnidaria; Anthozoa; Malacalcyonacea; Xeniidae. The record is from RefSeq and is a predicted model, not a curated record. The transcript has 3 exons.